UUCUUCACUCAUAUGGGUAUAUCACUCAUAUACCCAACUCAACACGUUCUCUCUGUGCCUGCUGAGAGCUCAACCACUGCAGCAAUGCCUACCUCUGGUGUUUGUAUGAACAUCAUCAAUGCCCGGCAUCAGAACAGUGGCCGUGGGACCAUCGCCAAACCCAUUAACUUCCUCAACCAAGACUACGAGCAGAUGAAACAGUACUGCCUCAGCCGACGAGUAAGGUACAUUGAUGAGAUGUUCCCCCCUGACAGUAACACCAUCGGCCAAGGGGUACUGACACCUUCUGACCUGGACCGUGUGGUGUGGCUGAGACCAGCGGUUAUGGUAUCCAAUCCAUCUUUUGUUGUUGAAGGGGUCUCAAGAUUUGACUUUGGUCAAGGCUACCUUGGAAACUGCUGGUUCCUUGCAUCUAUCGGAGCUCUGACAUUCCACAAGUCAAUACUAAAGCAAGUUGUUCCUCCUGAACAAAGUUUUAAUGAGGACUACUGCGGGCUGUUCCACUUCAGGUUUUGGAGGUUUGGGAAAUGGAUGGAUGUUAUCAUUGAUGACAAGCUACCAACAAUUGAUGGAAGAUUAAUCUUCGUCCAUUCCAAAACUCCGACUGAGUUCUGGCCUGCUUUGCUGGAGAAAGCCUAUGCCAAGGUGUGUGGUUCAUACGCAGAUAUGAAGACUGGAACUCCUGCUGAGGCUUUGGUGGACUUCACUGGCGGUGUCCACAUAUACGUGAACCUCACAGUACCUCCUCCGGACCUGUGGGAGCUGAUGACAAGAGCUGGACAGAAUAUUUCCCUGAUGGGCUGUGGGACUCAUAAGGGGAAGACUUCUGCCAUCAAUGUGCUGCCAAAUGGAUUGGUCCAAGGCCAUGCCUAUGCUGUCACUGGUGUGAAACAGUUUAUGAGUCAAGGGAGACUUGUUAACCUUGUGCGUUUGUGGAACCCCUGGGGCAAAACAGAGUGGAACGGACAGUGGAGCGAUCAUUCGCCUUUGUGGCAGACUGUGACUCCUCAGGAUCAUGAAAUGUGCCUUUCAAUGAGAAAUAAUGGAGAGUUUUGGAUGACACUGGAAGACUUCUGUGAGUUCUACGAUGAUCUUGACAUCUGCUGCCUGUGUCCAGACUUCCUUGAUGGAAGCUCCUCGUGCCAUUGGAAGUCGUCAUUCUAUGAGGGCAGAUGGGUUGCAGGAACCACGGCUGGAGGAUCCACGGAGAACUAUGAAAAAUUCUCAACUAAUCCACAGUAUCGGAUCAAGGUCGGCAAAUUAUUCGCUGAGUGUUCAGAGAACCAGGGGGAAAAAAACUUUCUGAUGUCUCUCAUGCAAAUGCCCGACAAAAGGAACAGACGCUUGGUCCAAAAUCUCCACAUUGGACUCCACGUAUUUGAGGUGACUGAAGAAUACCAGGCACACAAAGGGAGGUUCCCAGCCUCUUUCUUUAGCAAAAACAAAGUUGUGGCAAAAACUAAAAGCUACUUGAACGCACGUGACGUGAUGGAGUUCGUCAUGUUGAAGCCUGGUGAAUACCUGAUUGUGCCGUCCACCUACCAUCCCAAUGAGACGGCCUCCUUCAUCCUGACCAUCCUGUCCAAGGCCGAGAACCAUGUGCAUGAGGAUUCUGGAGGCCAUAACCACGAACACAACGAAACAAAAAAGAAAACACCAGAGGAAAGUGUAGUGGAUGACGCAAAUAAGAGAAACUUUUUCCGUCAAAACUCUGACAAGUAUGAAGAAGUGGACGCUGAAUUGCUUCAGACGAUUCUAAAUGACCGAAUCUUGAAAGGAGAUUUGAAAUCUGGAGGCUUCAGCAUCGAUGCCUGUCGCAGCAUGAUUUCUCUGAUGGAUACAUCUAUCACGGGCAAACUGAAUGGCAAGGAAUUCCUGCGUCUGUGGAAGAAGGUCAUUGUGUACAAGGACAUUUUCUCCCAAAAGGACGUUUCACUUACAGGAACGCUGUCUCUGAAUGAGCUCAGGAAUGCUGUCAUGGCCUCAGGAAAGCAUGUCAGCGAUGACAUACUGAAUUUGAUGGCUCUGCGCUACGGUGCCUCCUCUGGACACAUGACACUGGAGAGUUUCAUUAGUCUCCUCCUUCGCUUUGAAUGCAUGUCCCAAAUCUUCAAGCAGCUGUCUGAUGGAUCGACCAUGACUCUUGGUGAAUCAGAGUGGAUGUACCUUUCCAUGUACACUUAACCUGCAGAGAAGAUGAGCUGCAGGACUCAUUUGGAAUAACUGCAGCAGACGAUGUUCAAAAAGAAUAAAUGAAGACAUCUCUUUUGCAAAUUAGCUGUUCUAUAUUUUUUUAACCACAGGGCGUUUCUUUCACUCCAUUGCAAAGCUGAGUGGGAGAACAAAUGGAAUACACACACAGAUAUGCUAUCAGAUACUCUGAAUAUCUUUUUUUUCUUUCACUGCGUGGAUCCUGGCUACACCCCUAGUCAAUGUAAUAAUGUACAUUGUGAAUGGGUACUGUUCAUUUUAAGUGGCGUACUGCAUUUUCCGAUUAACUAUUAGAUGGAAAUACUAUAAUUUUGGGCCAUGCAAUAAGCACGUAUCACUGGUACCCAUGAAGCCAUAUAGCUUUCUGUAAUCUUCCACCUUUGUCUCUAUAUGAUUACCAUGUUGUUAACAGUGACAGCAACAUUUCAAUGUUAAUCCGAUCAAGACACUAGAAUAAGACAUGCCAUAUAAAGAUAAUUUAUUGAUUACUUUAACCUGAAUAAGGUCUUACUCAGAAUAAGUUCUAUUCAAAUCAAGAAAUAUGGAGUAUUCCGAGCUAAAUCAGAUUAUGACAACAUGUAUAGGUCUUAAUAAUAUUAAAAGGUCCAACUGGAGUUUUCAUUGAAUUUUGCGACCAACAGCUUCAUGACAUUUGCCCUGGGUCUAAACAAUGCUGUGAUUGUCAAGUCUUUUGAAAUUUACUAGAACUCUUUUAUAUGUGGGGAAUUGCUUUUUCAGUUUUAGGUGGGAGUUUUAUUUUUUUCAAUUUUUUUGGUGAAGGUUUUUUGAUUGUAUUUAACAAAAUAAAGAUAUAAUCCAGGUU
Molecule: messenger RNA, 3034 nt
Organism: Platichthys flesus (European flounder)
Lineage: Eukaryota; Metazoa; Chordata; Actinopteri; Pleuronectiformes; Pleuronectidae
Product: calpain-1 catalytic subunit-like
Exons: 22
Coding region: 13-2184 (723 amino acids)
Biological process (GO): proteolysis
Cellular component (GO): cytoplasm
Molecular function (GO): calcium ion binding; calcium-dependent cysteine-type endopeptidase activity
Source: RefSeq, a predicted model, not a curated record